This is a messenger RNA of Parathielavia appendiculata, 1479 nucleotides long. RefSeq lists its product as uncharacterized. The coding region runs from base 1 to 1479 and encodes 492 amino acids. Gene Ontology annotation, biological process: mRNA cis splicing, via spliceosome. Lineage: Eukaryota; Fungi; Ascomycota; Sordariomycetes; Sordariales; Chaetomiaceae. Gene Ontology annotation, molecular function: protein binding. The transcript is spliced from 3 exons. Gene Ontology annotation, cellular component: cytoplasm; spliceosomal complex. The record is from RefSeq and is a predicted model, not a curated record.
AUGGAUCCAGGCAGACAAGCGAUGAUCAACGGUUCCAAGUCGCCGCGAACGGAUCGAGGCCGAGACGUCACCGCGCCUCGCUACGAUCCGUCGAACCGAAUUGCGAAACCCUCCCGCCAGUUGCCUGCAAACGGCAACGUGGCAAACGCUGCGAGCAGAUAUCUCACACAGGACCAGCAGUCUGAGCAGUUUGUCGCCGACGAGGACAAGUUCGUGUUGAAGCAGGCAAAGAAGAAGGCCGACAUCCGCGUUAGGGAGCAGCGCGCGAAGCCCAUCGACUACCUGGCUUUUGGCCUCCGCUUCAUUGAUUUGGAUCGCGACGCCUUCGAUGACGACGACGGCGACGUCGAAAUUGACUUGCCCGCCCCAGAAGCCGUGCUGCAGAGCCUGAAUGAUGCCCAGCUGAAGGAGCUGGAGGAGGACAUCCGGUCAUAUCACACGCUCGAAGCCAACGCCACGAACAAGGAGUACUGGACAGCGCUGCUCGCCCUCUGCCUUGACCAUCGCCAGAAGCGGAAGCCCCAGGGCCCCGAGGGACGAGCAGUGACUUCGGUAGCCUCAGACGUCGACCGGAUCCUCAGCCCAAAGACGCUCGAGCAGCUGGAGGCCCUGGAAAAGCAGAUAAAGGCCAAGCUGCAGUCGAACGAGCCAAUCGACACGGACUAUUGGGAGGCGCUUCUUAAAAGCCUGCUCGUCUACAAGGCAAAGGCAAGACUCAAGAAGGUGUGCGCAGCCAUAAAGGAGGCCAGAGUCGGGAUCCUUCGGAAGCGGGACCCGGAAAGAGCCAAGGCCCUGGAAGAAUCCGGGGGAUUCUCCGCCACCGUUCCCCAACUCUCCCCGGCCCCCACCAAGCCGAUGGUCCGAUCGGCCGCCUCGACAGCUGUCACCCAGACGAGUUCCAGCGCCGCACCGCUGGGAACCGCCCGCUUUGCGUCGGCUGGGAAUGAGGACUUUUCUCUGGCGACCAAGGCAUUGUACGACCGCGAGGUAGCCCGUGGCGUCAGCGAAGGCGAGGAGAUCUUCACGGCGGAAGAGGCCGUCCCGGGAAUCCAGAGACCUCUCUGGGCCGACAAGUACAGACCGCGGAAGCCGCGCUACUUCAACCGCGUGCUGAUGGGAUACGAGUGGAACAAGUACAACCAGACGCACUAUGACCACGACAACCCGCCACCCAAGGUGGUCCAGGGCUAUCGCUUCAACAUCUUUUACCCGGACCUCAUCGACAAGACCAAGGCGCCGACCUUCAAGAUCAUCCGCGAACACGGUCGCCGAAAGGGCGAGUCAUUUGCCCCCGCCGGCAAGGAGGACACUUGCCUUAUCCGUUUCAUCGCCGGGCCGCCAUACGAAGACAUUGCCUUCCGGAUCGUGGAUCGGGAGUGGGAUUACAGCGCGAAGAAGGAACGCGGGUUCAAGAGCAGUUUCGACAAGGGCAUUCUGCAGCUGCACUUCCAGUUCAAGAAGAUCUAUUACCGGAAGUAA